CCGCGUAUCAAGGAGUACAUGAUAAAAGUUGCCAUUUAUGGGGCAAGGGCAAACCUACCAUGUGUGGAUGCUUGUAUCCCUUAGUGGUGACCGUACAUCACACACCGGCCGACCCAACUAGUUACUCUUGUUCCGUUAACUUGUCACUUUCAGUAUUCAUGCUCUCAUGAAACAACACCCUAACUUGAUCCAAGGACCAUACCAACCCAGUCCGUUAGCUCCAAAUAGUCUCCAGAAGGAAUCAACUUCCAAAAGAGAGUAAAAUGGAGAUGAAAAGUGGACAUGGACCUUUCUAUUUUGAACUGAACACGGGAGCUAAGAUGCCAUGUAUUGGUUUAGGGACAUGGAAAGCUCCUCCUGGUGUCGUUGGUGAAGCUGUCGUUGCUGCAGUCAAGGCUGGUUAUAGGCACAUUGAUUGUGCUCAUGUUUAUGAUAAUGAAGAGGAGAUUGGGCUUGCAUUGAAGAGACUGUUUUCCUCAGGGCAGGUGAAGCGCAGUGAACUCUUCAUCACAUCUAAACUCUGGUGUUGUGACCAUGCGCCUGAAGACGUCCCCAAGGCAUUGGCCCGAACUUUGGGGGACCUCCAACUUGACUAUAUUGAUCUCUAUCUUAUACAUUGGCCAUUUCGUACAAAGCCUGGUAUUAGAGGAUGGGAUCCUGAAAUCAUGGCUCCCUUGUGUCUUCCAGAGACAUGGAAAGCAAUGGAGGACUUGCAUGUGUCUGGUAAGGCUCGGGCCAUCGGUGUCAGCAACUUCUCAACUAAGAAACUGCAGGAUCUGCUCAAGUAUACUAAAGUUCCACCUGCUGUAAAUCAGGUGGAAUGCCACCCUGUUUGGCAGCAGCCUGGGCUACACUAUUUGUGCAAGUCCACCGGAGUUCAUCUAUCGGCAUAUUCCCCACUAGGAUCUCCAGGGUCUUGGAUUAGAGGAGAAGUGUUGAAGGAACCAAUUUUGGUUGAAAUUGCAGAGAAACUUAACAAAUCUCCAGCACAAGUUGCUCUACGCUGGGGUAUUCAGAGCGGUCACAGUGUACUUCCAAAAAGUGUGAACGAAUCUAGGAUUAAGGAGAAUUUAAGCUUGUUUGAUUGGUCCAUACCUCCUGAGCUCUUUUCGAAAUUCUCAAGCAUCCACCAGCAACGGCUUCUCCGAGGGGAAUUUGCUAUACAUGAAACUUGUAGUCCUUACAAGAGCCUUCAAGAACUGUGGGAUGGUGAAAUAUGAGAUGAAGUCGAUGAAGACAGAUCAUGAUUCAUAGCAGUUUCAUUCCGUACUGCAGUGUUCUUUCAUUUUUAUUUUUAUUUUCCAUAUUUUGUCAAAGUUUGUGUUAAUUCAAGAACAAAGAAAUUUUGGUGUUUUAGGUAAGUGGCAAUUGGAAAACAACAUUUCCUUUUUCAUGAAUGAAUCUGGUGUUACAUUCAAA
Gossypium raimondii (Peruvian cotton) is the source of this 1419-nucleotide messenger RNA. RefSeq names its product NADPH-dependent aldo-keto reductase, chloroplastic. Bases 264 to 1220 code for a protein of 318 amino acids. The record is from RefSeq and is a predicted model, not a curated record. Gene Ontology annotation, cellular component: cytosol. Gene Ontology annotation, molecular function: aldose reductase (NADPH) activity. NCBI's taxonomy places the organism in Eukaryota, Viridiplantae, Streptophyta, Magnoliopsida, Malvales, Malvaceae. The transcript has 8 exons.